Caenorhabditis angaria is the source of this 333-nucleotide messenger RNA. The record is from the annotation of a GenBank genome assembly. NCBI's taxonomy places the organism in Eukaryota, Metazoa, Nematoda, Chromadorea, Rhabditida, Rhabditidae.
AUGACACGUGGCACGUUACCUUGGAGAAAUGUAACUGAUCGCGCGGCUGUUCAAAAAGCCAAAGAGCUAGCAAGAACCACUGGAAGAGUUCAGUUUUUAUUCGAAACACCUCAACAAUUUGAUAAGAUUUUGACUAUAAUUGAUGGAUAUGCUUUCGAAUCAGCACCGGAUUAUGGGGCGAUUUCUAAAAUUCUGGCCGAAAUUCGCGAGGAGCGUCAUUUUCGUGAUCGUGAACAUUGGGAUUGGGAAGAUGAGACAGUUUCGACGACGGUUACUACGGUCACCUCAUUUUCGGAUAAAGAAUGUCGAGCGGCUGAUAAAUGCUCGAAAUAA